Bactrocera tryoni is the source of this 1585-nucleotide messenger RNA. RefSeq names its product acyl-coenzyme A diphosphatase FITM2 (gene Fitm). Bases 258 to 1475 code for a protein of 405 amino acids. Gene Ontology annotation, biological process: lipid droplet organization; lipid storage; phospholipid biosynthetic process. The record is from RefSeq and is a predicted model, not a curated record. Lineage: Eukaryota; Metazoa; Arthropoda; Insecta; Diptera; Tephritidae. Gene Ontology annotation, cellular component: endoplasmic reticulum membrane. The transcript is spliced from 3 exons.
CUAAUUUGACAUUUGCAAAAGUCCGAGCUCCCAAAAUAAAAUUACAGAUGACCAGUGCAAACAGCAGGUGAACUGAAAUAUUUUAUAGUGAAAUGAUACGCUCAAUACGAAUAAGUUAAUGACUUAAUUACAACAGAAGCUUAAAUUUAGCGGCGAAAGUGAAUCUUCUUUACAUGUGAAAAUAUUGUGAACUUUGACACAUUGCUUCACUUUCACUAUAAGUGAGAAAUAUAUAUUAUAGGUAUAUAUUACAAAGAAUGGCUACAAAACGACGACCUUUGCGUACGAGCACUGCCGGUCCGAGUUCCUCCAACAUGAAUUUUAGACCGGGUGGUCCAGAUGUGAAAAGAGCGGAGGCUAAAGGUACACGACCUACUGCGGCCCCAACCAGCGUUAGGGAGAUACUUGUUAUGAUGGUUAUGCAUGCAUGUAAAAAGACAAUUUUCUUUGAUACCAAUCUAAAAGUAGCUCUAUACUUGGGUAGUUUGUUCUUGGUGUCGUUGAUCGGCGAUUUUAUACCAUUUCCAAAAACAUACUUUGCCCGUUCAGAUAAUUUAUUUAAUGUAUACUUUGUAAAAGUUGGUUGGGGUUGGACAUUAAUGCUAACAGUGCCGUUUCUUGCAAUGACAUCGUAUACUCUAUGUUGUGGUGACAUGAAAAAAAUGCUUCGACAUCAUAUCCCUCGAAUUGUCAUUGCUACCUUCUUUUGGCUUUUCUGGACUAAAAUGUUUAACAUAAUCGAAACAUCUUAUGGACGUUGUACCGUGAAAGGUUUCGGAACAAAAUCUGCCUGUCUGAAGGCAGGUCAUUUAUGGAAUUGUUUCGAUAUAUCAGGACACGCAUUUAUUUUAAUACAUUCGAGCUUAGUUUUAAUUGAAGAAGCUCGUCCAAUCAUUAAGUGGGAGUCUAUUAAAGACUAUCUUCGCAAUGAAAUACACGAUCGUAGUAUUUCCGAACAUUCAAGCACAAAUCCAUUAAGAAAUUUAUCAGAAGAAGAAAUGCGUAAUCUUCAAUUUCUUUAUGAUCGACUAACGCCAAUUAUACGAACAUUAUUUAUUGGCAUGUCGACGCUACAAUUGUUAUGGGAUGUAAUGUUAGUUGGCACUAUGCUUUAUUAUCAUCACAUGGUAGAAAAAGUAAUUAGUGGCAUAAUUGCAAUAUUAACAUGGUACUUUACCUACCGAUUUUGGUAUCGAACAACUUUAUUACCAGAUCCAGCUGGUAGUGGAUCAUUCUUUUACCAACGAGAGAACAAAGAUACCUUUGUUUAUGGCAGACGACCGACUAUGACAACAACAGGUCCUACCGUCAAUGCCGGAGGUCGAGGCAAUGUGCCGACAGGUGCCUUCGGUGGAUUAGCAGCACAACCCAAAUUUAUGGGUAUGCCAUUGUAUACGAAUUUGCGGACUGCGACCACGGCUGCUAGUGGUAAUCAAACUGGUGCUAGCAAUAACGGCGUGGAUUUAAACUCAUAGUACUCUAUGAGAUCACUUAUUUUGUAAAUCUAAGUUGGUUGUUUGUCAAAUAAUUUAAUUGUUCGAAUUUGUUGUUUAGUAUAUUUUGAUAGAAAGUGCGUAAAGUGAAA